Molecule: messenger RNA, 3324 nt
Organism: Neocloeon triangulifer
Lineage: Eukaryota; Metazoa; Arthropoda; Insecta; Ephemeroptera; Baetidae
Exons: 3
Coding region: 927-1670 (247 amino acids)
Source: RefSeq, a predicted model, not a curated record
UGAGUCAAUCUGAUUAUUUCCAGGGAGUUGUGCAAAUUAAAAGUUUGGAUUAAAAAUAAUGAAAAGAUCAGCUAACAUUUAACAAUAUGUUUGAUUAGAGAUUGUAUUUGAUAAAUUUUAUGUAGUGUUUAGACUAAAAAAAUAUCAGUCUUUCUCUUCAACAUUGACUUCUAAAAGAUAUUUUUAAUUUACUUUUUAAAUAAUUUUUAACUAUGUCUUAUGUUCACUUUUGUAAAAUAUUUGCAUUAUGAAAAAUCAGGUAAAAUGUUAACAAAAGUAAAAUUUAGAGCAGGUUUACAAAAUAUGUACAUUAUACUUUUUGUAUCGCUUAUGUCUACACCAGUAUUUCCUUUAUUUUUUUCUUUUUACUUAUUGGAAGAAUCAGAAGAAUCAUUAUCAUGUGAUGCAGUUUAAAGUGAUGAUUUGGUUUUUGCUACAAACCUACAAACCAGCAAUAAUUAAAUGAUCGAAUCUAUUACCAUGGAGUGGAAACCGGCAUAUAUUAUAUAUUAUGACAUCCGCCUCAUCCCCCCACAAGUUAAGCUGAAAAGUUUAAAGUUAAUGAAACCAUAAUCUCUGAUGUACUAUUUAUGAUACUUCUUUUGUCAUUGAAUAUAAUUAUAAAGAUUAUUCUUUUUUUUAAACGAUUGAGUGCGCCAAGGAAAAAGCAAAAAACAAUAUAAUAUCUUAAAUUCCAACCAACAAUAUCAUCAGUCUUUGAAUCAAAAGACUUAAAUUACUUAAAAAGUUCUUUAUAUUUGGGAAUCGAUCACACUACCUCUGCUUGGAUUUCCUCCCUCUUUUGUGCCUCAUAAUUUAAUGUGCUUGAAAAGCAGCCAAUAGGAGCGAAGGAGAAGCACUCCCCAUGCCAAUCGCCAGCUGGUCACCAGACCGUCCAGACCAAAAUAAACAUUUUGUGCAGCCAAAUGAUGUGGGCCAAAUUGUGUCGCCUUUGCGAGCGGCCAGCGGCCGACGGCGGCUAUCGGGCGGCCGAAUUAAAUUUGGAAAAGUUUUCUCAGUGGUGCUUGAACUAUUUGGGCACAACUUUGGCCGAAAAUGUCGAGGACGACGACCUGAUUUGCUAUUUCUGCGUUUGGGACGCAAGGUUUCUUUUUGAAAGUGAAAAAAAUUCGCAAAGUGAAAUUCUGGACGAAAUGAGGUGGUGGCCUGAAGAAGGGGCAAGCAAGGAAUUUAGUCUUCGAAAUUACUACAAAGCUGAAUACAUAAAGCAAUGCUGGGUGCCGCUGAUGAAAGUUCAAGAAAUUUCUUAUGCAUCAUCAUUUGACAAGAGCUUGGAUGAGACAAGCAUUGAGAAACCAGUGAAAAGAAAAAGAGGGAGAAAAUAUGCAGUUACUUCCAAAAGUGUGCAGUGUGUGUACUGCAAAAAACACUGUCACUUUCAUCAUAUUCCAAAGCACAUUCGAAUUAUGCAUGCAGAUAUUGCAAUCAGGUGUGAUUAUCUUCAAUGCAGUAAAUAUUUUCUUUCCGAGGAAGAAAAGUGUAAACAUAUACAAGAAUAUCACUUGAAACCUAAAGAGCAGGUACUACAUGACUGCUGUUAUUGCUCAAAACAAGCCUUGACAAGAUCAAGAUUGUACAAGCACGUCAGAUGGUGCCAUUCAGAAAUUGCCAUCAAGUGCCGUGUUGGGAGGUGUGGUGAUUUUUUUUAAACUAAAGCCGAUUUGGAAGUUCAUAUGAAUACAAAACACAAAGGUCUUGAAGAGUCAAAAAAGCACAAGUGCUCAAUCUGUGACUGCAAAUUUGAACAGAAAAUUGGACUUGCUAACCAUGAAGCCAAGAAGCACAAAAUUUCAAAGCACAUAUUUAAUUGUCCAAUGUGCCCUGCCAUUUUAAUUAGUAAAAGCAGUUUGUCUUUUCAUAUCAAAAUUAAACACAAGUUUAGGACAUGCCCUGCCUGUAAUUUGCAAAUUUCUGCAUUUUCGUAUUGCACACAUUUUGUGAAGGUUUCUUGUGGAAAAUGUGAAAGAACUUUUGAUUGCUUAGAGUUGUUAAAAAAACAUAAAAAAGAGUGCCGGGGUCUGCUUUUAAAGUGUGAUUUUUGUCCAAAUGUGUAUUUAAAAAAAUAUGUGCUAAGGUAUCACAUAAAUAGCCAUCUGGGACAUAUUGCUAAGGGUCUCCAGUUAAAAGAACGCAAAAUCUGUUGCAAGACUUGCUCAAAAUACUUUACUUCAAAACUGCUUUUAAAAAAACACACAAAAAGGAUGCACAAAACUACCAGGCACAAAUUCUCUUGUGCUCAUUGCCAAAAGUUGUAUCUUUGCAAGUCUCGUUUGCAAAAGCAUCUUGCUCGAAUUCACAACCUUAUCACAUUUAGCUACAGGUGCAAGCUUUGUUCCAGAAAAUUAAUUUUAAAAUCACAAUAUGAAGAACACAUAAAAUAUUGUAAAAUGGAAAAUUCCAAGAUGGUUGAGUGCACUGUAUGCAAGAAAAUAGUCCAAAACUACAACCUCCAAACUCACAUGAUUCGUAUGCAUGCUAUUCCUGACUUUCCUAACAAAUAAAGCACUAAGGAGCUGUGAGUUAGAGUGUUUGACGGGACCAAUUUUUGAAAAUUUUCCCGUCCCGUUCCCGAAUUUUUUUUAAACAAUUUCCCGAGUCUGGUCCCGUUCCCGGGAAAGCCUAAAACGAAUUCCCGGACCCGUCCCGAGUCCCGAUUCCUGCAAUCAGCUAUUAAUCGUCCAGUUUUCGUGGUAUGCAAAUAGCACUACCCGUAUGAACUGCGGGUAGCUUAAAUUAUAUCAAUACCUCAAAUUUUUAAAAAUAUUGUCUAUUGUCUUGAUUUCUUAAUUUAUUUAUGAUUAUGUAUAUUUCUUUAAAAGAAAGUGCGAACAGGAGGUUGCGAUUAGAAAAAUAUGCUAUUCAAAAACUUUUAAUUUUGACUUGGCUUGAAAAUUAUAAUUCAUUUGACAGAACAGGGAAUUGAAAACUGGUUUGUCUUUGCAACUAACUUCAAUUUACCAGUCCCGCGUCCCGUCCCGUUCCCGCUGCUCUUAAAGAAAACGGUGCCGGUCCCGCGGGAAACCCGCGGGGACCCGUCGGGACCAAGUCCCGUCAAACACUCUACUGUGAGUCAAUCUGACUAUAUUCAGGGAGUUGUGCAAAUUAAAAGUUUGGAUUAAAAAUAAUGAAAAGAUCAGCUAACAUUUAACAAUGUUUGAUUACAGAUUAUAAUUUGAUACAUUUUAUUUACUAUAGCCUUUUUCUCAAAUAUUGAGUCCUGAAAGUUAUUUUGAAUUUAAUUUAAUUUUAAAUAACUUUUUAGUAUGACUUAUGAUAUGCUUAUUUUUGUAAAAUAUUUGCAUG